Messenger RNA from Colletotrichum godetiae, 3836 nucleotides. RefSeq lists its product as uncharacterized. Bases 185 to 3553 code for a protein of 1122 amino acids. The transcript has 2 exons. Lineage: Eukaryota; Fungi; Ascomycota; Sordariomycetes; Glomerellales; Glomerellaceae. The record is from RefSeq and is a predicted model, not a curated record.
UCAGCUCGCGCGUGUCUUCCACCGACUCUUUUCUCUUUGCCGGCAUCCCCUCUUCUCUUCUCCUCACGUUCCGAGUGCUCCUGGUGGAUAUCAUCUAUCGAUGCUCGGAAACUGUCUCGAUAACACCAAACAGUAAUACUGGAAAACUAAUUUUGAUUCAACACUUGGUGGCCAAUUCGUCAUCAUGGCAAGGUGGAAUCGCCUAAUCACUUGGGGCCUUCUCUUAAUCUUCCUUCAAGUGGCUGUUGCUCAAGCCUUCGUACCCGCGAGACGUCAAGAGAGCGGUACUACAACAGCAGCCAUUGCCUCUUCUACUUUAUCACGAAGCGCACAAGAUGCUGAAACUACCACAUCACCGGCCUCUUCAACAAGGACAACGGCAGUCGCUACUACCGAGUCGUCUUCUGUUUCUGCCACGCUCUCUAGUCCCCCAAUCAUCCCAACGAGCGGCAGUACCUCUGGCAACUCAAGUCUUGACAACUCUACCAUAACGGAAGGAGAGCUACCUAUUGAGCCAAAGGUUACACCAGGUUGGGCCGUAGCUGGCGUCAUCUUGCUCUGCACUGGGGUCAUUUACAACUUGAUUGGCAUCAAAAACACAAUCUUGCAUAAUGCCUUCUCCGUUGCGUACGUCGUCAGCUUGGGUAUCACAGUCUUGGUCGUUUACGUCAUGGUCAUCCCAGUGUCCAAUGGAUCCCAAGGAGCGUAUGUCGUCGCAGCAGUCCUACCGGCCGCUGCAGUCGGCGUCCUCGCUUCCUGGUUCUUCAAGGAAAUUACGGAAUGCCUCGGAUGUGCUCUUGGCGGGUUCUGCCUGUCAAUGUGGCUGCUUUGCCUCCACGAGGGCGGCCUGCUCACGGGGAUUGGCAAAGUCAUUUUCAUCAUUGCCUUCUCCCUAGUGGGCUUCGCAUCGUACUUCACCCGAUGGACCCGGGAUUGGGCGCUCAUGUCUACAAUUGCCUUCAGUGGUGCUACGGCAACUGUCCUCGGAAUCGAUUGCUUUAGCCGGGCCGGCCUGAAGGAAUUCUGGGCGUACAUCUGGGAUCUGAACGACAACCUGUUUCCCCAAGACACCAACACAUACCCGCUGACCAAGGGCAUUCGCGUUGAGGUCGCCGCUGUAAUUGUAAUUUUCAUCAUCGGCAUUAUUUCUCAAAAGAGGCUGUGGAACGUCAUCAAAGAUCGACGGACGAAGCGGGAAGAGGAGUUGGCCGAGGCUCAGCGUGCCCGUGAUGACGAAGAGGCCAACAUUGGAAGGGAGCUUGAGGCUCGCACCGCUUUGGAGCGACAAGCGUGGGAAAGAGUACACGGAGAUUACGUACCGGACAGCGAUGACCACGACUCCGGCUUUGCUCGUGAUAGCGAGAGCGAGAAGGCUAUUCGAUACAGUCAGAGCACCGCUACCCCUCGACCACGCGCCCCUCCCGUGGCAGAAAUGCAAGGAUCAGAUGUUCCUCCUACUGUUCCCCCAAAGCCAGAAUCUCCAGGUUUGAUGGUCUCUGAAAAGGAGAAAGACGUCGUCGUAACAGUACGCGUCGCUCCGGAUGAGACUCAAACAGGAGCCGUUGCUGCGGACAAUGCUAUUGGCCAGACGGAAGAAGUCCCCGACGACACCGAUGUUGUCCAGAGCGUACAAGAGGUGGCACCAGUUCCUGAAGUGGUACCUCUGCCAUUCAGAUUCCCAGAUGAGGAGGCUCUGGCCAGAGACAGGGAGGAACGAUCUACUAUUGCAACCUUUGCCGAUGAUGACGAGGAGGUUCAGGCAGGCGUCGGCAGCAAGCGGAGUUCCUUUGCGAAGCGUCUUUCCCAAAGCUCGGUACAGCUGAUGCGGAGGGUUUCCCAGCGAACAUCGAAGUCGCAUCGUAAGGACGAUGGCGAUGAGGAGCUGGCGGUUCUUCAGCGGCCAAGGGAUGACGACGCCGUUUCACUUGCAGCAACCGUUGACACUCAGAGCGACAGCGGCGCCGGAACUGUGAACGGUGAGCAUCGGCGCAGUAUUGAGAUCAACGCACAACUAUCUGGAGAGCAAAAGUCAAUCACUAAGCCGGACACUACUACAUCAGCAUCGGCAUCUCGACGAAGCGUCACCGAUGGGGAUUCUGUUAGACCGGUGUCAGCUAUGACAGCUGUCACUGACGUGCCAGUUCAGUCUCUGGCCAAGGAUGUCACUUCUGCUGCUAUUGAAGAGAGGGCACCGGAGAAGACCACUUUAGUUGGUGAUGUCGCCCGGGAAGACAGGUCACUCAAGCAGUCAGAGUCGAACGAGAGUCAACAACCCCCCGCCCCUUCUCAGCAAGCCAAGUCAACAGCCUCGCUUCAUUCCACGCCCCUGAAUCUUACCCAAGAGCGUCUGCCACCCAGCUUCUCCAACGUUGCGCUUCACUAUCGCACAAACGAAUGGGCUAAGCACCUGGGCCACGCGGACGUACCCGAGCCCGAGACCUUGAAGGUUGGAGACGAUAGACCGCAGACCCGAGAGGCACCAGCUCCUGUGCACGUCGAGGAGCUUCAGCAGACCGCCUUAUCCGCCACGCCCGCGCCUGCACCGGCUCCUUCGAGAUCGCCCGCUCCUGUCGCGACACCUCCGCCGGCCUUGACCCGACCCAAGUCAACUCAGUCGCCGAACCGCGGCCACUCAAGGAACAACUCCUAUCAGUCACAUCGCCGUGCAUCGAGCAAAACACAGUUCGAACCGAUUGCUGAAGAAGAACAACAGGCGCUCUCUCUCGCUGCAAGCACCAAGAGCGGCGCCCCUGGCAUCGCUCCCUCAGCAACAAGCCCAGCUGCCUUUAUUCCCCCGCCGCCACCACCCGGUAUCAUGUCUUACGACAGCCCUCAGAGCUUGAUCGCACAAAGAAGCGUCGCUCUGCGUAAUAAGACAUACGGAAUCUUGACUGGCGCCAACAACAUGCCCGAGAUCCCCGCCGCGUCCAACAGAACACACAGCGAAUCCGGUUCCAUGUACAACUACCCCGUCUACCCACCGCAGAUGCCGCCAGCCUCUCUGGACGACCUCCCAUUGAGCCAACGCAAGGAAUUAAUCCGUCGCCAGAGCAGCAUCGGCACGAUGCGAUCCUCCCUCGAAGGCUCCAGAUCAGCCAGCGGCUCCUACGUACCCAGCAUGUCCGCCGAGAACGUCGCCUUCGAUUCCCACCAGCCCAUGCGCUACUCCAACGUCCCCUCGCAAGAUGCGCGCGACGCCAGGCUCGCCAGCUUCCGUGACUCUGUCCGCGCCGAUCUGCGCGCCGGCACUGCGUCCCCCGCGCCCGCCGCCAACGGCCGCGAUAUGACGCUGAGCAUGUACCGCUCGCCGAGCGCAUCGAAUUUGGCAGCCAGCCAGGCUGCCGCGCGGGAGGCUGAGGUGCAGAGGAAUAUCGAUCUGCAGCGGAGCUUCAUGAUGAGCCAGAAGGAGGCGGAGGCGAAGCGCAAGGAGAAGGCGAGGAUCGAUAAGGAGAGGUCGGAUCAGGCUUUCACACGGAGCAUGCAGAGUGGAGAGAUGUUUGAGUUGCAUCGUGAGGCGAUGCGUAGGAUGCAAAACCAAGCUAGGAAUGCUUGAGGGUGGUUGCAUGGCUUUUGAUACUUUCUUAUUCUUUCUUUACUUCCUCUUACACAACAUUGGUAGAUACCCUGGUUUGGAGAAAUAUGGUUACGUUACAGAGGUUGGGGGGAAACAUUGGGAAAACAGCACGUCGGAAAAUGGGUCAAGGAUACAGCAUGAUUAAGAAGAUGGGAAAUUACUUCUCUAGAUGACGGGAUAUGAGGUUAGGAGAUGGGAGAUGGUGUAUGACGGACGAGAAAGAGACUGAGGCGGGACAACAUUACCGCUGUUAUUAGUCGUA